Molecule: messenger RNA, 1383 nt
Organism: Cryptosporidium muris RN66
Lineage: Eukaryota; Apicomplexa; Conoidasida; Eucoccidiorida; Cryptosporidiidae
Exons: 4
Coding region: 1-1383 (460 amino acids)
Biological process (GO): attachment of GPI anchor to protein
Cellular component (GO): membrane; GPI-anchor transamidase complex
Source: RefSeq, a predicted model, not a curated record
AUGAGAGCUGAUAAAAGAUUAGUCUUCAUAUUGAACUUUAUUUCGAUUUGUACACUUAUUUUGGGUAUAAUAGGUUUAAUUUAUCUCCCAUAUUUUGAUAGCUCUACUAUUAUAGAAGAACAUGCUUUUUCAGAAGGCAACUCCAACUCUUUAUUUCCAGAUAAAUGGCUUUUGGAAGCUAAAAAAGCUACUCACAAUUUACUUAUAGCUCAAAGUAAUAUUAAAAAUAGUAGUAAUAAAAUGUCAGAAAUUUUAGUAGAAGUUUUAAGAAGAGAAAUACCUCAUUCUUUUUCAGAUAUUGCGGACUUAAAAGUGACGAAAAGACAAUUUUCAGUUAAUUCAUUGUUUGAUGAAGAAUCUACAGUCAACAGAUUUUCUGAGUAUGUAUCAGCAUUUGUACCUGCAAGACGUGGAGAUAGUUUUGAAUCUAUUUUAUUUGUAGUAAAUUUCCCAUGGUCAAUAGAAAAUAAUUUUGGUGUAGCUGAUGCUGCUGGAAUAGCUAUUGCCUUAGCAAAAUAUAUGAUUACUGUAGAAUGGCUUUCUAAAAAUAUACACUUCUUAUUUACCGAUAGCAGAUUAUCAUAUUCAGCAGGAAUUAGAGCUUUCUUAAAGGACUACUCUUCUGAAUUACCAAAUUUAAUAUAUACUGGUAUAAUUCGUACUGCUCUUGUUUUACAAAUAUUAAAUUCAACCCCUUCAAGAAUUUUAAUUGAUAUAGAGUCUCAAGAUGGGAUGAUCCCUAAUCAAGAUCUUGUUAAUGCUGUUAUAAAGGAAUUUCAAAGUAAAUUACCACGUCCACUUGCGUCAAUUGAUCCUAGAAUAAUAUGGAAUUCAAUUAUUAGGCAGGCUACUAAUGGUGGUUCUGAAAAAGCUCAUACACCACUUUUACAAUAUUCGAUUCCUGCAUAUACUAUUAUUUUAACAGAUGAUGAAACUCUUAAGGAAUACGAAUUAAAGUCUACUGAUAAGCCAAUAUCUUUUGGUAUUCUUGAAGAUUCUGAAGAUCCAUCAACUAACUUUAUUACUAGUCCUAUUAUUCAGUUAAGUGACUUAGUAAAAGCCCUUGAGGGAAUAAUAAGAAUUCAGAGUAAUCUCCAUGAAGAGCUUCAUCAUUCUUUCAAUUUCUACUUAUUUACUUCUUAUAUAUCCCAUAUAAGUUCUGGAGUUUAUAUUUAUCCAAUAAUAUUUUUAUGUACCUCAGUAGUAUUUCAAAUAAUAUCUUUACUUCAAAGAUCCAGUAGCCCUCUUUAUUUUUUAAUAAGCUUGGGAUGCCUUGGAUAUUUUAUAUUGACUAUGUUUCCUAUAUACUGGCUUAUAAAUAAUGCAUUAAAACUGACUUUAUUACAUAAGUUAUUUGAUUUAUUAUAUAAUAGUAAGUUUUAA